AUGUCACAAACAUCGCCAUCCAACCCAGCCCAGGUUUCCUCUCCAUCUCGUUACUCCCACCUCGAAACGCUUUUUGGCCCUCGAACGCGUGAUCGGAUCAGGAAUUGCUCCGUCUUGGUCAUCGGGGCAGGUGGGAUUGGAUGUGAAUUGCUCAAGAACUUAGUCUGUACUGGGUUUGGUCAUAUCACCAUCGUCUGUCACCUUUCUCAGUUCAUCCGUGCACAAAAUGUUGAUUUGGACACAGUCGAUACUUCCAAUCUCAACCGACAAUUUUUGUUCCAAAAGAAGCACGUCAAGAGACCCAAAGCAAUUGUAGCUCGUGAGACAGCGUCCGCAUUCAACCCCAACGUCACUAUUCAAGCCCUCCAUGCCAACAUCAUGGAUUCACAAUUUGACCAAGCGUAUUACAAGGCAUUCGACCUGGUCCUAAACGCAUUAGAUAAUCUUUCGGCCCGGAGACAUGUUAACAAGAUGUGUGUGAUGACCAAGGUACCGUUAAUCGAAAGUGGGACUGCGGGCUACAGCGGACAAGUCCAACCGAUUCGAAGUGGUCAGAUGGAGUGCUAUGAUUGUCAGCCUAAACCACUGCCGAAAACCUUUCCAGUAUGUACCAUCCGCUCAACCCCAUCUAGUCCCAUACAUUGCAUUGUUUGGGCGAAGAAUUAUCUCUUCCCUCAACUCUUUGGGCCUGAAGAUGAAAAUGAAGGGGCGGAUUUAGAUGAAGCGAUUCAAAAUGGCGAAAGUGUGAAAGAAGUAGAGGCUUUGAAAGAGGAAGUGAAACGAAUGAAGGAAAUUAGAGCCCAGUUGGAUUCGCCUGAGAUGUCAAAAAUCGUAUUCGAGAAACUGUUUCAAGAGGACAUUAAGCGACUCUUGAUGAUGGAAGAUAUGUGGAAGCAGCGACAAGCGCCUACGCCGUUGAGCUAUGAUGGACUGGCAUCUCAGAAAACACAAGCUGAAAACGGGCAACAAGAACAACAAGCCUCCAGUGCCGGAGGCUUGAAGGAUCAACAGAAAUUGAGUCUAAAAGACUCCUUCGACUUGUUUUGCUCAAGCUUGCUAGCACUUGGCAAACGGAUCCAAUCAGAUGCCGCUCAUGAGCCCCUGCGCUGGGAUAAAGAUGACGAUGAUGCAUUGGACUUCGUCACUGCUGCCUCUAAUUUGAGAGCGAAUAUAUUCGGCAUUCCUCAGAAGACACGGUUCGACGUCAAAGAAAUGGCGGGAAAUAUUAUUCCUGCUAUUGCGACAACAAACUCAGCCGUGUCGGCCCUGAUUGUUUUUCAAGCCAUCAACAUCCUCUGUCGACCAAAGGGCACGGAAACCCCAUCCCAAAAUGGUGCCGAACCAACUAAAGAAGAUAAUUGCGGACCUCUACCAAGGAUUGCUGCCUGUCGGCCCUGGUAUGGCAAGACAGCGGACCGGAUCAUUGUAGCCGGCAGCAUCGACCCACCCAACCCUCAUUGCCAAGUUUGCCAAGUGCUUUACCCUACCGUCAAUGUCCACCCAGACUGUUCACUAAAGAAGUUCAUAGUGGAAGUGCUCCAGGGUAGGCUCUUUGAAGAGGGAGACGACGAAUCAAUUACCAUUCAAGAAGGCGACCGAUUGCUGUACGACCCCGACUUUACGGACAACGAUAUUAAAACUUUCAGGGAGUUGGAUUUGAUAGAUGGACCAGCUGAACGAGUUUUGAGGAUCACUGAUGAAGCAGAGAAAUAUGUUCCUCUGAUGUUCAUCAUUUCUAAAAAUGCACCGCCACUAGAUAAGGUAGUCUCGGUCCAAGGCCUCCCGGACAACAUACCCCAUCGACCAGCUCCUGAGCCGAAAGUAGAUCCGAUACCUGAUCUGAAAGAAGACUCAGACAUCGAGCAAGUGACCGCUCCGAACGGCUCCAACGGGACCAAAAGAAGUCGGACUACUUCGAACAAAGCGGACGGAUCCAAGGAUGAUGAUGAGAUCGUAUUGGUCGAUCAGCUCGAUGAUUCCUCAAAACCACCACCUGCCAAGAAACUUAAGCUUGACCAGCCAAAAGAGUCUAGCUCAAUCGAGAUAAUCGAAAUAUCUUAA
Messenger RNA from Puccinia graminis f. sp. tritici CRL 75-36-700-3, 2061 nucleotides. RefSeq lists its product as uncharacterized. Gene Ontology annotation, cellular component: cytoplasm; SUMO activating enzyme complex. Lineage: Eukaryota; Fungi; Basidiomycota; Pucciniomycetes; Pucciniales; Pucciniaceae. The record is from RefSeq and is a predicted model, not a curated record. The transcript is spliced from 10 exons. Gene Ontology annotation, molecular function: SUMO activating enzyme activity. Gene Ontology annotation, biological process: protein sumoylation. The coding region runs from base 1 to 2061 and encodes 686 amino acids.